Molecule: messenger RNA, 2430 nt
Organism: Centrocercus urophasianus (Greater sage-grouse)
Lineage: Eukaryota; Metazoa; Chordata; Aves; Galliformes; Phasianidae
Product: caspase-8-like
Exons: 8
Coding region: 247-1641 (464 amino acids)
Biological process (GO): apoptotic process; regulation of apoptotic process; proteolysis
Molecular function (GO): protein binding; cysteine-type endopeptidase activity
Source: RefSeq, a predicted model, not a curated record
GUUUACUAAUUUUUCUCACGGCCAGUGUAACAAUUUCCUGAUUCCAGAAGAGUGAUAAGUGGAGAAGGAAAUUGCUGCAAAAUUAUCACAGCUCCGAUACAACUUUCAUUUUGUAAGUCACAUGACAACACAGGCCAUAGUACAUCCAGUACUUUUCCCGAAACUUCCAGGACAAUUACUUUCAUUUUUCAGAGUUGUCUCAGCAGUCUUCCAGCCCACCUUCCCAAAUCAAAAUCUUAAUGUGAAAUGAGUUCAGACUUCUGGAAACUCCUUUUUGACAUUUCUGAGGCUUUGGUCACAGAAGAACUGGCAGCUCUAAAGUUUCUCAGCUUGGAGCAUGUCCCUGUGAGGAAGCAGGAAGAUACUAAGGAGCCUAAAGCUUUCUUUGAAGUGCUGAAGGAGAAAGGGAUGAUUGAGGUGGGGGACCUGUUCUUCUUGAAGGAGCUGCUCUACCGCAUCAAUCGGAUGGACCUUCUGGCUUCCCACCUGGGCUCCAGCCGAGAGGAGAUGGAGAGGGAGCUCCAGGUCCCAGGGAAGGCAAAGGUGUCAGCGUAUAGACAACUGCUAUAUGGAAUUGCUGAGAACUUAACUCCAGAAGAUGUCAAGAGUGUAAAAUUCCUGCUGCAAGAAAAAUUACCAAAGAACAAGCUCCGGGAUAAUGCUUCAAUGUUGAAGGUGUUAGUGGAAAUGGAGAGAAAUGGGAUAAUUAAGGAAGAUGACCUAACAAUGUUGAAGAGUGUAUUAAAGGCAUUUAGACCUGACCUAAAGAACAAAAUUGAUAACUAUGAAGAAAGAACAAAAGAAAAUGAAUCUAACGAAAAUCUGAGCUUUCCAGUCUGUGUGUCUACGCGUCCACCAGGACAAGGAGCAGAGGGUGGGCAUGUGGAAUCAUACAAGAUGGAAAAUAACCCCCAUGGUUACUGCGUGAUUCUGAACAACUAUCGUUUCAAAAAUCCAGAUGAAACCAGAGAAGGAACAGUGGAAGAUGGAAGAGCUCUGAAGAGAGUAUUUAAGUGGCUUCAGUUUGACACAGUUGAGUACAUGGAUCUAGAAGCAAAGCAAAUCUUUGCAAAAGUUAAAGAAUACAGCAAGAAAGAUCACAGCAACAUGGACUGUUUUGUUUGCUUCAUUCUUUCACAUGGUGAGAAGAACAAAAUAAAAGGCGUUGAUCAUGAACUUGUAGAUAUUAAAGAUUUACUCUCCUGCUUCAGUGGAUCUAAUUGUCCUUCUCUUGCUGGCAAGCCCAAGCUGUUUUUCAUACAGGCCUGCCAGGGCUACGUGGGUCAUCCAGCUGUUGCAGUAAAGGAAGACUGUUCUGGUCAUCUUGAGACGGAUGCUAUCCCUCUGCUUUCUAUUCCUGACCAGGCUGAUGUUCUGGUUGGCAUGGCUACUGUGGAAGAUUUUGAAUGCUACCGUUGUAUAGAGACGGGCAGUGUUUACAUUCAGUGCCUCUGUGACAAGAUGGAGUUACUUUGCGCACUUCGCAAGGAUCUCAUAACCAUCCUGACAGAAGUGAACAAGGAAGUGGGAAGACUAAUAUUAAAUGGGUGGAAACAGAUGCCAAAGAUAACAUCAACCCUACGGAAACAAUUUAUCUUCCAAAUUCCACAAUGCCAGUCAAUUGAAAAGCAGGAAAAAUAAGAAUGUCCUCGAUUAGGAAUUGCUUCUGGAAUGGACUUCCACAGGGAAUUUAAGAGAACUUGCAAGAGAAAUGGUCUGGGUCUGUGUAGUUUGUUGCUGUCCUGCAAGGAGCCAUCUGACCUAAAUUUUUCAAAUGCCAUGUGUGAUGAGUCUGCCCAAACUUAAAUCAGUAGGCAAUGGAGGAGUAAAGAGUUGCUUUCCUGUUGUGCAGAUGCACUGAAAUCUGUUCAGUCCUGGUUUUAACUUUAGAAGCACCUCCAAGCAGUAUGAUUUUUAAGUAUUUCAUGUUAAUGGAAUUAUAAUUUCUGUCUGUUAGGAGAGUAAGUCCUUGAAAUCUGAAGGAAAGAACAGGAAGAUUCAGAGCACCAGAUCCCUUCCCAGAGAACCUGUGUAAGGCUAUAACUGAUUUACACUGAAGUGAGUGACUGGGUAUCUCUGGAAGCUAUGUAAUUUUUCACAGAAAAUAAUAUCUCCAUCCAGAAGGGCAAAAGAAAAAUGAUUGUUAUAUGUCUGGUUCUUUUCCUCCACAUUUUUUUGUUUGUUUGUUUGUUUGCCUUAUGUAUUGAUUUGCAUGGUUGGGCAGCAUUGCUGGUUAGAAUUUUUAAUAAUAAGUUCCAAUUGUGCUCUUUCUCAGAAUGCUUGGGAAGCACUAUCUUUUGAAAGGCUGUUGACCACUGGAAGUAAGGUUCCAUUUCAUGAGACACAAUUCUGAGAUACUGUCACCUCCUGGCUGUAGCUUCUAUGGGCUCCUAAUCUCUGUUGUAAUAAACACUGUUUGUUGUCACAUCA